CAAUCUUCAGGAUCCGGGGUGGGCAAAUGCCAACGGAUCUGUCCUCUUUUGCCUUGCCGCUUCCCGGCAGCAGUCCGCCCUCCAGCUUCAACAGCCCCGUUGAUGCUCGCAAGAACUGGAGGAAAGAGAGAAGCCAGACUGUGCAAGAUUAUUAAUGGCAUGAAAAUUUCUGCAGCAGCACUUGUUUGGAGCCUCUUGUUUGUGUAACAAGAAAAAUUUGACCUAUCAAAUGUGCUUCUGAGAAACCGACUGCAGCUUCAGACUCUCACUCAGCGUGGUCUCAGAUUGGGAAAAACCCAACAUGAAUACAUCACUUCUCGCCUCAGCUGGAAACAAUUCUAUCCAGAAUGUCUCUGAAGAGACUUCUGGACUUGUACACUUUGUGGAUGAAGACUGUCGCGUGCCAUUGGCAAUGGUAUUUACCUUGGCCUUGGCUUAUGGAGCUGUUAUCCUUCUUGGUGUUUCUGGAAACCUGGCCUUGAUUAUCAUCAUCUUAAAACAAAAGGAGAUGCGCAAUGUGACCAAUAUCCUCAUUGUCAACCUUUCCUUUUCAGACCUCCUAAUCACCAUCAUGUGUCUUCCCUUCACCUUCGUAUACACUUUAAUGGAUCACUGGGUUUUUGGGGAGGCCAUGUGCAAGCUGAAUCCUUUUGUGCAGUGUGUCUCUGUCACAGUUUCAGUUUUCUCUCUGGUCCUCAUUGCUAUUGAACGUCAUCAGUUGAUUAUCAACCCUCGUGGAUGGAGGCCAAACAACAGACAUGCCUAUGUAGGGAUUGUUGCUAUCUGGAUUCUGGCAGUGGCAUCCUCCUUGCCUUUCCUAAUGUAUAAUGUACUAACUGAUGAACCUUUCACAAAUAUAACCAUUGAGGAAUACAAGGGAAAAUACGUGUGCGUGGAUGCAUUUCCGCUGGAGACUAUCAGGCUCUCGUAUACCACAGUUCUCUUGGUGAUACAGUACUUGGGGCCCCUAUGCUUUAUAUUUAUUUGCUACUUCAAGAUAUACAUUCGCUUAAAAAGGAGGAACAACAUGAUGGACAAGAUGAGAGACAAUAAAUACCGAUCCACUGAAACCAAAAGGAUCAACAUCAUGCUUAUCUCCAUUGUGGUUGCGUUUGCUGUCUGCUGGCUGCCUCUGGCCAUCUUUAAUACGAUCUUUGACUGGAAUCAUGAAAUCCUACCUGCUGCACAUUGCAGCCAUAAUUUGUUGUUCUUGAUCUGCCACCUCACGGCUAUGAUCUCGACCUGCGUGAACCCUAUCUUCUAUGGGUUUCUCAACAAGAACUUCCAAAGAGAUUUGCAGGUUUUCUUUCGCUUCUGUGAUUUCCACACUAGGGAUGAUGACUAUGAGACAAUAGCCAUGUCCACAAUGCACACGGACAUUUCAAAGACCUCUUUGAAGCAAGCCAGCCCAAUCACCUUUAAAAAAAUCAGUGACAAUGAUGAUUAAAAAAAAUAUAACCAACUUCCCAAACUCUUGUCUUGGGUGAUGUAGUGCCAUGGACAAGCACAACCUUUUAAGGAAAUUAAUAUAUCUUUCCCCCCACGAAAAUAUAAGGUAUCACUUUAAUUUCUCUGUGGUUGUUUUUUGCUGCCUGUAAAAAAGAAAGAAAGAAAAAACAGAGCAGUUCUAUCUAAUGUAUAAUAUUAAAAAUGUUGGACCUAUUUUUUCCCCUUUUAAGCUUCCAUCAAGUGCUUUUUAAAAUAUCUGUUUCUAGUCUGCAUCAAAAGAAUUCUGCACUAAGUUUUAUUCAUUGUAUUUAUUUCACUGGAAUAUAUAAAGCUAUCUAUGAAAUGUCAUUGGAAAUAUAUAAAUCUAUCUAGACAAAAGACCUACUGAUUUCACUAAAGCCUUUAACAUAAAAUCUCUUCUUGUGCAGAAUUAGGUCAUUCUGAUCAGACCAGCUGUUUUCAUGUUAGAAAAAUCCUAUAUGCCAGAAGCAACAGAUUGUCUAGAAAGCAUCACUCAGAAACAUGCAAAUUAAACUAAAAGAAAUGGCUGUGUACCACAGAGUUCUUUAAAUAGUUCAAAUUUUUUUAAAAAAGAUAAAAUAAAUGAUAAACUUGAGACACAAUCUAGUUACAGUUUGGUUUGUUAAGGCUGAAAUCCUAUUUGCAGGGAAGUAAAUCCUAUUGAAUGUAGGAGAGAGACUUCUGAAUAACAGUAGUUAGAUUCAAAUUGCAUGUUCUGUAGAUCUUGAUAGGAUGGCUACAUGCUUUACACUCUCUUGUUGAACAGCAGGACUUAAUGUAUUUAACCUUGGCUGGAUUUUUAUAUUUCAGUAAUUCUGUUAAUAGACAUAUCUAAAGAUGAAUUUUGGUAGAACUACAGCUUUACUUAACAUGAGUGAGCAUGUCCUAGUGCAUAAGGCUGAAUAUACACAAGGCCAAAACAUGUUUGAUUGCCAAUUAAAACUUAUCAGGUUUCAAUUUUGGAAACCUAUAUUUCAUUGAGUUAAUAUUCAGGUUCAUUCUUAACUGACUAUCAGGUUUUUAAAUAAAUAACGCUCUUGGUGAUACAAUCAAUAUUAAUUAAUUCACUCCUAUAAUUGCCACACAAAGCCAUGGUCUGUGUUCAGAUUUCAUUUGUAAAGGCAGCUUAGGCUAGCAUAUGGCUCCUAGUAUACCUAUUAUGACUUCUGAUUGAUAAGUAACUUGUUUGUUGAAGGUUCUUCAUUAGUCUUCUUCAGACAAAAAUUGUCACUGGUUACAGCCAACUAAUGAGAGUGCAGAGGAAUCAUGUCCAUUAGCUAUGCUCACCAUGUCAAUGAAUCACAGGCUACAUCCCUGGCUGUCCAUAGAUGGUUAGGUUUCAAAACUGGAUAGGGGAACCUUCCCUGCAUUCAGUGCUGACCUUUGCAGAUAAAUGCUACUACUACUAUACUGCUAUAGUACAGGGUUUCUUAACCUUGGGCCCCCAGAUGUGGUUGGAUUAGAACUCCCAGAAUCCCCAGCCACAAAGGCCAUGUCUGGGGAUUCUAGAAGUUGUAGUCCAACAACAUCUGGGAGCCCAAGGUUAAGGAGCCCUGCACUAUAGUACUUAUAUACUGCUUGUCAACCAAAGUUCUCAAAGCGGUUUACAUAGAAAAAUAAAUAAUACAUCAAGAAGAUGGUCCCCUGUCCCCAAAGGGCUCAUAAUCAAAAAAGAAACAUAAGGCAGAUACCAGCAACAGCCACUGGAGGAUACUGUGCUGGGGUUGGAUAGGGCCAGUUGCUCUCCCCCUGCUAAGUAUAAGAGAAUCACCACUUUGAAAGAUGCCUCUUUGCUUAGUUAGCAGGAGUUAGGGUUGAAUGUGUGGGCAUGUUGCCGUGGAGUGUGUAGCUAGUGGGUCAGUUUUGUCUGAAGACGGCUGCUGUACAGCAGUUCAAAGGUUCCACUAUCCACAAAAUCCCUGUUCAGGCAUUAUUGACACCAGGUACAGAGUGUACAGGACAUCGGCAGAGACUAAUAAUGAUAUCUGGAGUAAAGGCAAAUCCAGUGGGCAUGGCUUAGGUGCACACUGGUGCAGGGGCAUGGCUAGCUGGCAUGCUCUUGUUAGCCCUUUGGUUGGCUACACUGGCUGAUAGCCAGACUAAUGAAGUAUCAGUGCACUGGGAGAAGCACCAGUGGUUCUGAAGAGUUCCAGACUAACAAUAUUGGGGGGGGGGGGUGGUGGCUCUCAUGUAGAGGUUGAAACCAGGAUACUGGCUCUCAUCUAGGGGCUGAAUUUCAUUGACCCCCUUUUGGGUGAGUGCUAUCUGAUGGCGCCUACCUGCCCCCCAGCUAUUGAGUCACGGUGUCUGCUCGGCCCAAGUUACUUGGAGAGCAGCACUUGGCCAACUGGACUCCAGCAGAAGAUGCUGUGUGUGCUUCUAUAGUGCUGUGUUUCUGUGUAUGCACUAUAGUGCUAUAGAUAGCACUGUAUCCGGCACACGCAGCAUAAAUAGACCACCCUGACCGCAUACCCCUUUCAAAAACACCCACCUUAGAAGUGCUCUCCUUUCCCCUCACCCCCCCAUCAGAGUUAGGGCUUGCAUUUAAAAAACAAACAAACCCAAAGAUGUCCUGGAGGGUGCAAGGCAGAACCAGGGGCAGAUUGGCAGGAAGAUGGUGGGGUGAUGCUGGUAGUGGUGGGCAACAACGACAAGAGGGGCCUACUCUCCAAGACAUCCCCACUGCUAAUAGGAUCCUAUGGCGGUUUGGGGAAAAGCUUAAAAAUUUGUUUAAAAUUGCCCGCUUGCCCAUUUCUUUUGUGGGUUGGGUGACAGGUUGCAUCCAUGAUGUCCUACCACCCAACCCACUUUGGUGUUCCUAGAAGCUACCCAUUAGGAACAAUAGGGUCUUUCAAGUUUUCCCAUUGUUCCCUAAGGCUGAAACACUCAAAACAUUUCGCGUUUGUUUCCAUGAAACAGCUAGCCCGACUGCCGUUUAAUCGAAACAUUUUAACAACUUUGCAAUUAAUUUCAGGCUCAAAACGAAUCACAAAAUCUGUUUUGUUUACAUCCCUAAUCCUGAUGCUUGUUUGCACUAAAGUUUAUUUUCUCUUUUAUUUUAUUUUUAUUUUAUUUUGUCAUGUGGUGCCAAAAAUGUUUAGUACAAGUAACAUAUCUCAAGAUGCUGAAUGCUUUCAUAUCUCAAGAUGCUGAAAUUUAUAUACCAUGGAUUUGCCAAGAAAUAAAUACCUAAGAGAUGGAAAUACUGUA
Hemicordylus capensis (graceful crag lizard) is the source of this 4680-nucleotide messenger RNA. It is a transcript of the gene NPY1R, whose product is annotated as neuropeptide Y receptor Y1. The record is from RefSeq and is a predicted model, not a curated record. Lineage: Eukaryota; Metazoa; Chordata; Lepidosauria; Squamata; Cordylidae. Gene Ontology annotation, molecular function: neuropeptide Y receptor activity; neuropeptide binding. Bases 302 to 1447 code for a protein of 381 amino acids. Gene Ontology annotation, cellular component: plasma membrane; neuron projection. The transcript is spliced from 3 exons. Gene Ontology annotation, biological process: G protein-coupled receptor signaling pathway.